AUGGAAGAGUUCCUGAUACCGACGGAAAGCGAGCCUGUCGGUUACUUCUCUCCGGCAGGACCUGCUAAAAGUCCUCUCGAGCGUAUGAUUGACUUCAUGAAGAGCACAUUAACGGUCAAUGUCCGAGAGUACGUGAAGGAGUACAUCAAGAGAAACGGACUUCUGACGCUAUCCAUACUGGCUGUCAUCACCGGUUGUGUCCUGGGCUUUUUGCUGAGGGGUCUGGCUCUCUCCACACAGGCAAAAAUCUAUUUCUCCUUUCCUGGUGAGCUGCUCAUGCGGGUACUUAAAAUGCUGAUUCUCCCCCUGAUCACCUCCAGUUUAAUGUCUGGACUAUCGUCUAUGGAGUCGAAGGCCUGCUGCAGGAUAGGAGUACUGACGGUCACAUACUACCUUUGGACCACAUUCAUCGCCGUAGUGGUCGGCAUUGUUCUUGUCCUGAUCAUUAAACCGGGCUAUGGAACAGACAUGGAGAGCAACAGACUGUCAAGUGGACAGGUCAUAACAUCUGCAGAUGCACUGCUGGAUCUGGUCAGGAAUAUGAUUCCCUCCAAUCUUAUCGAAGCCACAUUUCAGCAGUACCAGACAGACCAUGUUCCCAUCAUUAAAGCAAUAGUUAACACGGGACGCCCAAAUUUUGUUUACCUGAUGCCCGACGAGGAACAUCCAAGAGGUCGAAUGGUGUUGUUGGAGGUCACACCACCACCAGACCUCGAAUAUAAGAUUCGUCCCGGGAGCAGCCAGCAGAUGAAUGUACUGGGCAUUGUUAUUUUCUCAGCCACGAUGGGUCUCUUACUGGGUAGAAUGGGUGAACGGGGAGCUCCGCUGGUGAACGUCUGCCAGUGCAUCAAUGAGUGUGUGAUGAAGAUCAUUAAUGCAGCUGUAUGGUAUUUUCCUUUUGGGAUAAUUUUCCUUGUGGCCGGGAAAAUUCUGGAUAUGAGCGAUCCCUUCACACUUGGGAAGAAGCUGGGCUGGUACGGUGUGACCGUCCUGGCAGGUCUGUUUGUGCACGGCCUCAUUUUGCUUCCGUUCUUUUACUUCAUUUUGACACGGAAAAACCCUUUUACAUACAUCAGAGGGCUUCUGCAGGCCAUGGUUAUUGCUUUGGCUACAUCAUCCAGUUCAGCAACGUUGCCCAUCACAAUGAAAUGUUUGCUGGAGAACUGCAAUGUGGACCGGCAGAUCGCCCGCUUUGUGCUCCCUGUGGGAGCCACCAUUAACAUGGAUGGAACGGCCCUUUAUGAAGCAGUGGCUGCUAUUUUCAUCGCCCAGGUCAAUGAGUACGAGCUGGAUUUUGGACAACUGGUCACAAUCAGUAUAACAGCAACUGCUGCCAGUAUAGGUGCUGCUGGAAUCCCACAGGCAGGCCUUGUAACCAUGGUGAUAGUGCUGACAUCCGUAGGGCUGCCGCCAGAUGACAUCACACUGAUCGUGGCCAUUGAUUGGAUUCUAGAUCGGUUUCGAACAAUGAUCAAUGUACUUGGAGAUGCUCUGGCAGCUGGGAUCAUUGGACACUUGUGUCGGAAAGACUUUCCCCCAGACGGAGAAGCAAAAGCAAACGGAGCAUCACAAGAGAGUCAGGCAGCUACUAAGAUGGAGAAUGUGCCUUUGACUGAAGUACCACUGCUGGCCAGUAAAGACAGCAUAUUUGAGGUGAUUGGAGACAAGGUUUAUGAACGGCCCAUAGUCUACUACAACAUAUGUCAAGUCUGAGUCAGCAGACAGUGGCCUUACAGAUAUCAAAGCCCUUUCUUUGGAGAUCCUUUAUUACUAUUGUGCCAUAAGAACUGAAUUAACAUUUGACUGGUAUAUCAGUAUUUGAUAUGGACCUUAUAUUGGCUGUUUGUACAGCUGAAUACAUUUUGGGGAGUGUUUCCCUAUUUAAAGGGACUUUUUGCAGAUUUAAGUAGACUGUUUUACAGGUGCUGUAAAUUGAUGUUAAUUGAUACUGCACAAAACAUCCACCCCAUAUUGCGAAAAAUAUAAAUAAUUUCAAAUAUAUUUCAAAAUAUAAAAAAUUGCCACUUUUUUAACCAAUAUAAAUAAAUGAUUUGGUCAUUUUUUAAAUUUUGAAAAUAGUUGUAUUUUAAAGCAUUUCUAUUCACCUUGCAUUGAAAGACUAACCUGUAAACAUAUCAAGAUUACAAUUAUUAACUUUAUAUUUUAUGCAUACUUUUAUAUUCUGGCUAGGAAAAUAUUUUUUAUUUAAAUAUUUCCCAUAUAUUAAAAACAUUUUUGGCAAAACAAAUGAUUUUUUUGCCAUAUGGGACUUGAGGCGAGGGAAGCAUUUACUGUGCAAAUGCUCAUCCAAAAGCCAAUUAUUUACUGUCACGUGCAAC
Molecule: messenger RNA, 2339 nt
Organism: Paramisgurnus dabryanus
Lineage: Eukaryota; Metazoa; Chordata; Actinopteri; Cypriniformes; Cobitidae
Gene: slc1a8a
Product: solute carrier family 1 member 8a
Biological process (GO): L-glutamate transmembrane transport
Cellular component (GO): plasma membrane
Molecular function (GO): L-glutamate transmembrane transporter activity; glutamate:sodium symporter activity; neutral L-amino acid transmembrane transporter activity
Source: RefSeq, a predicted model, not a curated record